Messenger RNA from Gymnogyps californianus (California condor), 1269 nucleotides. RefSeq names its product synaptotagmin 12 (gene SYT12). Gene Ontology annotation, biological process: regulation of calcium ion-dependent exocytosis; cellular response to calcium ion; calcium-ion regulated exocytosis. Gene Ontology annotation, molecular function: calcium-dependent phospholipid binding; clathrin binding; phosphatidylserine binding. The record is from RefSeq and is a predicted model, not a curated record. The transcript has 7 exons. Lineage: Eukaryota; Metazoa; Chordata; Aves; Accipitriformes; Cathartidae. The coding region runs from base 1 to 1269 and encodes 422 amino acids.
AUGGACAACGGUCACGUAAGCAGAUACCACUUAAGCAUCGCCACGAGCCCGCCUCGGUGGGAGAUCGGCAUCUACGCCGCCGGCGCCUUGGUGCUGCUGGGGAUAGCCGCUGUCAACCUCUGGAAGCUCUGGCGCUCCGGCAGCUACCCGGCGCCUUCCCCCUUCCCCAACUACGACUACCGAUACCUGGAACAAAAGUACGGGGCGGUGUAUUCGGACAUCAAACACAAGCGAGGGAUGGCCCCGGGCUCGCAGAGGGCGCUGGAUAAGACCUCACCCAUCCGCAAGACCAGCCUGCGGGCAGACGACACCUUCGAGAGCAUUAACGAGCUGGGGAGCCUGGAGCUGAUGAGCAAAGACCUGGGCUUGGCCUCCUACGGCCCCUUGAAGAAAUCCAUCUCGGCCGACUCCCUCAGCUCCGUCUCCUCCAUCGGGAACAACUUCGGGCAGGAUUUCACGGUGGGGCAGGUGGAGGUCUCCAUGGAGUACGACGGGAAGGCGGCCGCCUUGCACGUGACGCUGCUGCAGGGCAAGGACCUGCUGGAGAAGGAGGACGCUCGCUUCGAGUCCUGCUUCAUGCGCAUCAGCCUGCUCCCGGCCGAGCAGAUCGUCGGCAUCUCCCGGAUUCAGCGGAGCGCCUACGCCGUGGCCUUUGACGAGCGCUUCUCCAUCCCGCUGGACCCGGCGGCGCUGGAGGAGAACAGCCUGCGCUUCUCUGUCUUCGGCAUCGACGAGGACGAGAGGAACGUCAGCACCGGCGUGGCCGAGCUCAAGCUCUCCGACCUGGACCUGGCCACGCGUCCCUUCAACGCCUGGCUCUACCUGCAGGACAUGAACAAGGCGGUGGACACGGUGGGGGAGAUCCUGCUCUCGCUGAGCUACCUGCCCACGGCCGAGCGCCUGACGGUGGUGGUGGUCAAAGCCAAGAACCUCGUGUGGACCAACGGCAAAGUGACCGCAGAUCCCUUCGUCAAGGUGUACCUGCUGCAGGACGGGAGGAAGAUCAGCAAGAAGAAGACGGCGGUGAAGAGGGACGACACUAACCCCGUGUUCAACGAGGCCAUGAUUUUCUCGGUGCCGGCCAUCGUGCUCCAGGACCUGUCCCUGCGGGUGACGGUGGCCGAGUGCGGCGAGGACGGCCGUGCCGACAACACGGGCCACGUCCUCAUCGGCCCGGCGGCCAGCGGGAUGGGCAUCACGCACUGGAACCAGAUGCUGGCCACGCUGAGGAAGCCCGUCUCCAUGUGGCACCCGCUCCGGCGAAACUAG